CAGAAUCUAUCCAUUAUCAUCAAGCACGAUUCCAUUACAUUUACUUUGCCGAGAUUCGUGGGUGGCUGUGUAUUUGUGGUUUCUCAAUUUGAGUAGUGAAAAACAUCAAUUAAUGGCGAAUGAAAGCACAUCUGGUAGGGUUACUAGAGCUUCUGCUGAGAAAAUUGUUGCUGAAAGGAGAUCUAAGAAAAUCCAUGAUCCUUCCAGAAUCAGAAUUCCUUCAACUGUUAAUUUGAAAAAAAAAAUGAUUUUGAUACUGCCACAAAGAAGAGAAAAACACCCGAUGUUGCUUAUAGUAGAAAAGGGAAGAAUGUUGUAGAGACAGAUGCUGGAGAACAACAAUUAACUAUGAACAAACAGGCCUCCAAAUUCAUGGUUAAACGUCCCCCCACUCAACCGAUACGUUAUGCUUCAUAUAUGAACCAUAACAUUAAAGAUGAGUUGAAGGAAAAACUGACAGAUAGAAAAUUCAAGCUAUUUUCCAAAACUGUUUUUGGAAAAUAUAUGGAGAUGCAAGUUGACACCGACGUGCAGGGUCAGUUAUUUAGGUGUUUUAUGCUUAGGGAGUUGAAGCGUAGUAAUAGCGAUGUGUUUGUUAUCGAUAUUAACGGGACGGAAUUGACAUUCGGUCUUUUUGAAUUUGCUUUAAUUACUGGUUUAAAGUGUUACGGGGAUGAAGCUGUUUUUGACGAGGGUUCUAACAGAUUGUUGGAUCAAUAUUUCGGUGGUUCUGGUAAUAGUGUUUUAAAGAUGACUUUAAAUAAGUGCUUUGAAGACAAAGAUUGGGGUGUUGGUGAUAACGCAGAUGAAGAUGCUGUAAAGAUUGCUAUCCUGUAUUUCAUUCAUAAUUACAUACUUUCAAGUGAAAAGAGGAACGUUGUUGUCCCAAGACAUCAUUUUGACUUGGUGGAGAGUGAACAGUACAAUGAACAUACUUGGGGUAAGGAAGCAUUUGAUGAUUUGAUUAAGAGUAUUCACCACAAGAUGGACAAGCCAAAGCAGUUUUAUUGUCUACGGGGGUUCCCUUUUGCUAUGCAAGUGUGGAUAUAUGAGUGUUGCUCUAAUGUUGACCCUAAUUUAAUGGUUAAAACCGGAAGCCGAAUCCCAAGAAUGUUUAAUUGGAAAAUAGUGAACCCAAAGCCAUCUGUUAACUACUUGAUGUUUGGGCAUGUUUAGGGACGGUGAGGACACCAGUUGUAAAUUCAACAACAUUGUUCCGACCAUAUCAGAGGUUGAGAAGCUUGGUCUGCGUGCAUAUCUGGUCAACAGACGUGCACCACCACCCCAAUCACACCAAGAGGAGGAAAAUGAAUAUGCUGAUUUUACCACUACACCUCCCCAUGUUGCCGCUGCCAAGAAAACUCAAAAGAACGAUGCUUCAAAAUCUCCACCGCACAAGAAGCCCAGGAAGAUGUCAACGGCAGCAUUGCAUGUUCAGAAGUCACCAACCACUAUCCCAAAAAAACCUACAGUUGGACAAUCAUCUAAAAAAUCUGCUUCGGUGGUAGAUAAGCCAGUUCAAUCAAAGGAAAAAGAAAAAGCUACUCCAAGUGUCCACCGCGUUCCUGUUGAUGAUGUAUCCACCAGCAAAUCAGUUGACCUCACAAGUUUGAGGCAGGAACUUGAUCAAUUUAAGCAGGAAGUGCUUGGUGAAUUCAAGGUUAUUUUUACUGAGCUCAAGGAUCUUCGCAAAACUAUUGAUAAAAAUUUCAAAAAGGUUUUGAAACAUGUCAAAGGGAAACAAAACUCAGAAAAGGAUGAUGACAGUGAAACUCAUGUUCCUUUAAAUAAUGGCAACAUACAUCAAUAAGUUGAUGAUUACAUGGACCAUGAUGACGAUAUUCACAUGGAGACUGAUACAGGUGAUGUGCAUCCAACAGAGG
Lycium barbarum (goji berry) is the source of this 1883-nucleotide messenger RNA. RefSeq lists its product as uncharacterized. The record is from RefSeq and is a predicted model, not a curated record. The coding region runs from base 1169 to 1810 and encodes 213 amino acids. The transcript has 7 exons. NCBI's taxonomy places the organism in Eukaryota, Viridiplantae, Streptophyta, Magnoliopsida, Solanales, Solanaceae.